AUGCAGGACGCCCUGAUAAUAUUUGGUGUUCCAAAAGACACAGAUAUCAAAACAAUAUCCUCAUUUCUCACCGAAGACAACACCAUACGGGGAAACGACUUCCUCAUAGUAAUGGCACCGCUAAACAUGGUGAACAAACUAAAAGAGCAAAAUGCCGCGCCGUCGCAGCUUCGUAAAACGUACGAAAUGUGCACCAUCAAAGAUUUGGAGUGCGAGGAUGGUAAUCGUGUGCAGCUUGAGCAGAUAAAAUACGAUCCGCUAAACAACGAGCUAUUUCUGCUGCAGUCGGAGAACAUGUCAUACAUUUUUCUCAACGAUUUUACGGGUCAGCUCGUUAAGAAGGCGCAGUUCAAGGGGCCUAUAACAGUCUCAAACACCGGAAAGUUUAUCGUUCAUUGUUCGUGCAUUUAUAGCGGGUCUGAAUGGCUUUUUUACGGUUUAUUACCGAAAGGAAACGUGGUGUUUUCGUACGAUGACAGGUAUCUUAUGGUGGAAAUGGGUGAAGGACUCGUACGUAUUUAUGAUACUAAGACACUGCAAUUUACUGUGCACGAGGAUGUAACUAGGGCGUUAUUUGGGCAGGGCAUUGCUGUGCUCGAUCAGUUGGUUGUUGAGCUGGAUAAGGGUUCGCUUGAAUCCUACAAGAAUCUGAUUCACGGGUACGGACCUGAGGGUCUAGCAAUGAGAAACAGCAAGAAGCAUGUCGAAAAAGAAAAGCGGGUCUCUAAGCACGAUAUAGCGGAGCAAACCGAGUGUGAUGAGAAAAACAUCGGAGAGGAUAGCGAUAAAAACGAAAUUGAAAGUAGUACAGAGUCUGAACCUUCUGGCAAGAACGAAAAUGAAUCCGAAAGUAACUCGGUGCUGGCUGACUGGUUGGACUCAGACACAAGUGCAGAUAUUGUGUCUGAUCAGGAGGACAUACAAAUCGCAGAGUAUGAAGAUCUGUAUUUUUCUCCAUUCAGCCAUGAUACUGUAGCAAUUGAUUCAGAACUGAACUUUGAGAGGGCGGGUAAGGUAAUUUCUAGGAGACAUCCACAGAGCACGAUCACAAUAUAUUGGACGAAGAGCCGAUGCUAUGCUCAUGUCAUCAAGAGGAUUGGCGAGAGAGAAAAGAAUUUUAUCGAGAGCUACUCGGACUUUGUAACUGUCAACGAGACCAAAAAUAUAAAGGAAGUGAAAUUCAGCGAUCAAAGCUUUUUGUUGGAUGAUGGACUUGUGCAGUACUAUGAAUUGAAGAACAAAGUGUUUGUCAUGGUUAACACGAUAGAAGGGGUAGAAUGCUUCGAUCUGUUUGAUCAUCUGUACGUGGUGGGGUGCGACGAGAAAGUAAAAUUUUAUGACCGAAGAACCCUGUACAAAGAACAUGAUUUGAUCGCAGAAAAAGUAGAAUUCUCCAAGAGCGGUCUCUUUGUGAGUAUUCUUAGUGCUAACCAGAUCAACAUGUUUGAUUGCAACGGCUGCCUGAUCUAUAAGAGGAUAUUUAGCGAUAUAAAGGAAUUUCAGUUUUUGAAUUUUGUGCGGUUAGACGAGCAAGCCAAAAGAGAUAUCAAGAGGAAUUACGGAGAGAAUGUUAUGUUGUUGGGCGAUGAUAAAGAUCUAAAUGUAAGCUGCUUUAAGAGGAAUGAAAUGCCGUUGGAAGAAAAGAAGAAAGCGUGGACCAUGUUUUUGGAGAGCCUUAAAUAAAUAGUAA
Molecule: messenger RNA, 1690 nt
Organism: Vavraia culicis subsp. floridensis
Lineage: Eukaryota; Fungi; Microsporidia; Pleistophoridae
Exons: 1
Coding region: 1-1683 (560 amino acids)
Molecular function (GO): protein binding
Source: RefSeq, a predicted model, not a curated record